Molecule: messenger RNA, 3430 nt
Organism: Linum trigynum
Lineage: Eukaryota; Viridiplantae; Streptophyta; Magnoliopsida; Malpighiales; Linaceae
Source: the annotation of a GenBank genome assembly
CCAAUUCCCUCACCCAACCCAAACCCAAAUACCAAACCAUGGCGGCGAAAUUCUCCACGGUGGACAGAUGCGACUCCACGGGGCGGGAGAAGCACACGGUGGUGGCCGACAUGGACGGGACCCUCCUCAUCGGCCGGAGCUCCUUCCCCUACUUCGCCCUCGUGGCCUUCGAGGCCGGCGGCGUCCUCCGCCUCCUCCUCCUCCUCCUCGCCUCCCCGCUCGCCGCCAUCCUCUACUACCUCGUCUCCGAGCGGGCCGGCAUCCAGGUCCUCAUCUUCUCCGCCUUCGCCGGGAUGAGGGUCGCCGACAUCGAGUCCGUCGCACGCGCCGUCCUCCCCAAGUUCUACACCUCCGACCUCCACCCGGAGUCUUGGCGGGUCUUCGGCGCGUGCGGAAGGCGCGUCGUCCUCACCGCCAACCCGCGGAUCAUGGUCGAGGCCACGCUCCGGGACUUCCUGGGGGCCGACCUCGUCUUGGGGACCGAGAUCGCCACGUUUCGGGGCCGGGCCACCGGGUUCGUGAAGGGCAAGGAAGGGGUGCUGGUCGGGGAGAGCAAGGCGCACGCGCUCAGGGAGGCGCUUGGGGAGGACUGCCAGCCGGAGGUUGGGCUCGGCGACCGGCAUACCGACGAGCCGUUUAUGGCGCUUUGCAAGGAAGGGUUCAUGGUCCCACCAAACCCGGAAGUCCGACCCGUCUCUGCCGACAAGCUCCCGAAACCGAUCGUCUUCCACGACGGCCGCCUGGUCCCGAAGCCGACCCCACUGAUCGCCCUGCUCACCAUCCUCUGGAUCCCGAUUGGCUUCCUCCUCGCAUGCCUCCGCAUCGCCGCCGGCUCCCUCCUUCCGAUGCCCCUAGUCUACUACGCAUUCACCGCCCUCGGCGUCCGCGUCAUCGUCCGCGGCCAGCCCCCACCACCACCACAAAAAUCCUCCGGCAAGUCGGGGGUUCUCUUCGUCUGCUCCCACCGCACCCUCCUCGACCCGAUCUUCCUCUCCACCGCCCUCGGCCGCCCCAUCCCGGCUGUCGUGUACUCCGUCUCCCGCCUCUCCGAGUUCAUCUCCCCUAUCAAGACCGUUCGCCUCAACCGCGACCGUGUCGCCGACGCCGCCAUGAUUAGGAAGCUCCUCGAGGAAGGAGACCUAGUGAUUUGCCCCGAGGGGACCACGUGUCGGGAACCGUUCCUGCUGCGAUUCUCCGCGCUUUUCGCGGAGCUGACGGACCACAUCGUCCCCGUGGCCAUGGUCAACCGGAUGAGCAUGUUCCACGGGACCACGGCCCGGGGUUGGAAAGGGAUGGACCCUUUCUACUUCUUCAUGAACCCGAGCCCGGCCUACGAGGUGACGUUUCUGAGCAAGCUACCGCUGGAGCUUACGUGCGGGUCGGGCGGGAAAUCGAGUCAUGAGGUGGCGAAUUACAUACAGAGGGUGAUCGCCGCCACACUGUCGUAUGAGUGUACGAGCUUCACGAGGAAGGAUAAGUACAGAGCGCUAGCCGGGAACGACGGGGUCGUGGCGGAGAAGGCAAAGACUCAGCUCCAGGCUAGAGUCAUGGGUUGCUAGCCAAUUCAUUUUAAAAUACUUUUUUUUGUAAUAAUGAUAAUUGUUAAAAGAAAUAAUUGGUAGCCGGAGCGGAUGGGUCGAAAAAGGGCGUCAAAUGUGAUAUCGCCCGUGAAAACUGGUUACUUGCUGGACUCUUUCCUUUUUCAGUGAAAACUGAGUAACUUUAUUUUUCUUUUCUAUAAAUAUAGUUUCGGUGUUUAAACCAAAAUAAAUUUUAUUAAUUACCACAUGGAUUAUUGUGCAUGAUUGGGCUACUUUGAGGAGUUGGCCCAUAUAUAUGGGAGGAUCCAAAUUAUUUGGUUGGGUGAUAUGUGUGACAGGUAGUAGCUGAUUGUAAGGUAGUCAUCCCACAUGGUUUUUGUUACCAUCCAACCCAAUAAUGAAUCGUACCAUCCCAACUCUAUGGUGAAUGGUACCAUCCCAAGUAGCAUGAGUCCUAUCCAACCCCUUAAUGAAUGGUGACCAUCUGACAUCAUGGAUAUCAUCCUAAAUUUUAGUGGAUGGAAUCAUCGCAUAUCAUGGAUACCAUCUGGAUGGUACCAUUUAGGUUGAAGUACGGUGACUAUCCAUUCUUAUGGUUACCCUCCAACAUGGUUGUCACGCCGGCAGGCGUGCCACCGGUUGUACCGGGUUUAACCGGUACCGGUUAUAAAAUCGGCGUGACACCACCGGUAUGACCGGCAUGAUCGAUAUACGAAUCUCUAAGUGAAAUGACCUUUUUUAGUGAAUUUAAUUGAUAAAAAUUAUUUUAUUAUUUAUUUUAUGAGUAUAAAAGUUCAAUAUUGAUGUUAUUUGUUGGAUUCAAGUAUAAAUGUUUAGGUAUUGAUGUUAAAUGUAAUGUUUAAAUAUGAGCAUUUAUAAUUUUAUUUGUAAUAUUGAUCGGCAUAAACCGGCACAAACCGGUAUGUGCCAACGGUUGAACCAUUCCACUUGCUAAACCGGCACACUGACAUAAACCGGUUUGACAACCUUGCCCUCCGAUCUAACAUGAGGUUAUGGUGGAUGGUUGCUAGCACUUCGUCACAUGUUCAAAGACUUACAUUGGCGACAACUGACUAGUUUAGAUACUAUAGAGCUACUUUUCGAGAGGAGACAUAGAAUAGUUGGACGAAUAUGAGCAACAAAACUUGAAGCAACCUUCUGGAGGAAACGAGACAACACAUAGACAAUUUGUCUCAGUUGUCCUUUUUUCCUUUACUAUGUAGGAUAUGGAGUUCUCCUCCACGAAGAAUCCUCCAUAGUCGUAGUCUUAGUUGUAGUGGCGGAGCUCUCAAGGAAUCUCCAUAGGAGUAGUGUAAUGUAACUUAGAUAUCUUAUGCAACAAAACCCCUCGUUCAAAUAGUGUUUAAAGAUGUAUGGACCAUAGUAACAAUCGUCACUUUCAUAGAAGUCAGGCGCAACCGAUCCACUUAUUUUCCACCUUAACAAUUUGGAACGCACGAUGGGACACGUGUGUUUGGUAUGGUUUUGCGAAGGAGGCAACAAAAAUAUUAUUUUCCAAUUGAAAAUAAGAUGGAUGCAGCCAAGUUUUGCCGCCAAUAAUAAUUAAUUAAUUUUCUAUUAUUUUGAAUGGUGAUCUUGAUGGUGCCAUAGGGAAACACUUGGGUACCGUGAAUGGUCCGGACCAUUUGGAGCGCAGCUUACCCGGAAAAGGAUUCAAGCGAGAGUUGUAUAGGAGAACUCGUUCGCCCACCUAAAACUCUUUGGGCCCUUUUAGACGAGCGUCGUGGAGACGCUUGGUCCUUUUCUUAUACAGUCAGGUGUUCUCAUAGGCGUGAUAACGCCAUUCUUCCAACUCCACCAGCUGCAUUUUCCUUUCGGUACUUGCAAGACUCAGAUCAAGGUUUAGCAAAUUAAGGUGUCCUAUACAC